CGUGUUUACAUUUUGGGUUCAAACAAGAAAAAACAAUGAAGGGAGGAGCGAUUCUCAGAAAAAUUCAUCAAGGUAAUGGCAGCUGCUCUAUCCUUCUACGGUGUCCCUGUCAAUUUGAAACGGUCUUCUGCCCGGUCUGUGAAUUACGUGCAAAAUGUGGGUUGUCGACGUUCAUUAACAAUCAAGUGUGGUCUCGACGAUUUCAUUGGAGGAGAUUUGCUGAAAUUUGAUCUAGGCCAGUGGUUAUCUGAUGUAGAAGAACACAAAGCAUUGGCAAUAUAUUCCCCUCACGAGGGAGGUUACGAAGGACGUUAUCUUACACGUCUGAGGUACCAGGGCUACCACUUUCUUGACCUCUCAGCUAGAGGUCUUGGAGAUCCUGAGACAACACUCACUAAGAUCCACCCUGUUUGCCCUGCUCAUGUGGGGAAACAGCCCAUAGCUCGAUGGUAUUUUCCGCCUGAGGUUGAUUAUAGACUCUCCUUACUGCCACCGAGCUCCAAAGGUCUUGUUGUUUGGAUAAUUGAAGCUAAGGUACUGUCGAAAUCAGAGUUGCAAUUUCUUGCUUUGCUGCCUACUCUGCGACCUAAAGUAAAAGUCAUUGCAGAAUGUGGAAACUGGAGAAAAUUUGUGUGGAAACCGCUGAAAGAAAUAGCUGGAUUGACUGAUGAAAAUGUGGCUAAUGCGACAGGAUCUCCGGUCCUUAAUUUCAAAUGAAGUAGUACAAGGAGAACAACAAGAUUGUAGCUUUCAGUAGAUAAUGGUUUUCAAGGAUCGAAAAUCAAAUACCAAAACAUGCAAUUCGUGUUCUGCACAUGAUAAAACCAUUUUAUUGCAUACAAUACAUGCAGGCUUUGUAUUUCACCGAAGCUAAACUCUCCAAACUGAAACAUAAAAACAUGUAAUCUUAGAUUUAAGUCAGUUUGUUAUAUAUAACUGAAAUGCAACAUGGUAGCCUUAUAAUCUUAAA
Molecule: messenger RNA, 970 nt
Organism: Papaver somniferum (opium poppy)
Lineage: Eukaryota; Viridiplantae; Streptophyta; Magnoliopsida; Ranunculales; Papaveraceae
Product: NAD(P)H-quinone oxidoreductase subunit N, chloroplastic-like
Exons: 4
Coding region: 76-717 (213 amino acids)
Cellular component (GO): membrane
Molecular function (GO): oxidoreductase activity, acting on NAD(P)H, quinone or similar compound as acceptor
Source: RefSeq, a predicted model, not a curated record